CCUUGACAGCCGCAGCUUGUCGAAAGCAUUAUAUUUUACUGCGCAUAGCACGAGGACAUUUACCCAGUUAUGGUGAAAAUUCCCAGUACAAAGCAAAUGAACCCGCCUGAUUUGGGGGAAUGAAUUUUGGAAUCAUUAAGGUUCUAACGAUUGUUUCUUUCACCAUUAUAAAGACAAUGAAUGCUAUGUGGCAUGAUAGUACAUGGGAUCCUGCUUGGGACACUUGGUGGCAUUAUAAAGAAGGUGUAAUAGGAGUAUACUAUGCCGGGAUUGGACAAGUAAAAUACAUCUUGUUCACUGAAUCAUACUAAAUUGGUGUCAAAAGUUUUCCAAACCAUAAAGUCCUUUGAUGGUCAGGAUGCGUUCAAACAAUGACGUUUCACCCACAUGAUCUGUAUUUAUAAUUCUACUCCCUCGAGGACACAGAUUUUGAAAGAACAGCUUCAUAGAAAAAUGUGUUGUCCUGCUUUCUUGUCUUUAUAACUAUUUUGCAUUAUUGGAUACAAUGAGGAAAGGUUUAUCAGUUUGGAUAAUUCGAGUAACUGACUAAAACUUUUAAAGCAUGUAUGAAAAUUAAAGUUUUCCCAUUGAUUUUAAGGUCCAAGUCACUGGGGGCAAACUGCUUUCAUGGCUAUGGCUAAUGAUGUUUGGCCAGCAUGUUAUCAGGGUAAAAUGCAAUCGCCAAUCAGCAUUUCUACAAAACACUUGGUAUUCGACUCGAACUUGACACCGCUAAAAAUGUCAGGCUCGGAUAAACAAAUUGAUGUGGAAAUAGUGAAUACUGGUCAAGAUUUACAGGUGAAAAUUCUUGAUUCAACAACAUCAGUUAUAUUCAGUGAAGGUCCAUUAGUGUAUGAUUAUAAACUUUUUGGUGCGCUCAUAAAGUUUGGUUCAAGAUCAGAUCGUGGUUCAGAUCAUCAAAUAAAUGGUGUUGCUUUUCCGGCUGAGUUACAGCUAUAUGCUUUUAAUUUUGCCUUAUAUCCAAAUUAUUCGGUUGCACUUUCAAAACCAAAUGGUUUGGCCGUGGUCUCUAUCUUUCUGAAAAUUGGUGGACAUACAUCAGCUGAUAUGGCGGCUUUAUUAUCCACAGCUGAACAAGUGCAACUCAAAGGACAAUUGAAGAGAUUGAAUGGACUAAUACUGGAUGCUAUUGUACCAUCGAUGCUUCAGUAUAUGACAUAUCAAGGUUCUUUGCCUUUUCCGGCUUGUUAUGAAACGGCAACAUGGAUUGUACUCAACCAACCUAUUGUAAUCACCGAAACACAGUUGAAAUCACUUCGCCAACUUAGAAUUGCAUCAUUCCAAGGAUCUGGAAGCAUGGCUGACAAUUAUCGGACUGUUCAGAAGCUGAAUAAUCGUUCAGUACGAACAAACAUAGACUUCUCAAAAGCCCAACCGUACUGUUCAGCGCAAUCUGAAAGAUCAUAUAUUGCAAUGUUACCCAGUGGACUUGGUCAACUCUAAAAUGUUACAAAAAUCAGCCUGAAAUACACAGGAAAAAAAAUAUAUAUACAUAUAUAUUCACACAUUCCGCAUGCUUUCAGAAAAUAUAAUAUUUUUGAUGUAUAUCACAAAUUGACAAUGAGAUAAUGUUCUUCGGUGUUGACUAUCCUGUUUUUUUAUUCACAGUAACAGAAUCACAGAAAAUCAUAAUUAUUCACCUUCAAUAUAAUAAAAAUCUUUUUGGAAGUGUAUUCACUCAAAUAUUUGAACAUAGUUGCCUACCUCAUUUUUAUUAGGUAGUGUACAAUAAUUAAUUACUAUUUGUCAACAAAGCAUAAAUCAGCAUAUCUAUUUGCAGAUUUUACUACUUUUUCCAAAAUUAUUAUGAUCAUUAUCGGUGAUGAAAAGUGAAAUUUCAGUGUACAAAGGGAAAAGGAAUAUAUGAAAUCAUGGAAUAUGGAUUAUAAUAUUCAGUCUUCAUCUAUGUACAUAACUCUUAUACAAUGUAUAGUGAGUUAUCAAGUUAAAACUAAAUAUAUACAAAAUAUUAUUAUGGAACAUUUGAUUAUUUUGAUAUUGGAGUAAAAUAAUUUUGUCAUGGAAAAGGAGACUAUGAUUUGUCAUUCAUUCAACUUGUCAAAUGUCAAACAGAAUCACUCACUACACUAAUGAUGUCACCAGUUUUACAAAUAAAAAAUAUUUGAUAAAUAAAAUUCCAGCCUCAUAAA
Molecule: messenger RNA, 2171 nt
Organism: Heterobilharzia americana
Lineage: Eukaryota; Metazoa; Platyhelminthes; Trematoda; Strigeidida; Schistosomatidae
Source: the annotation of a GenBank genome assembly